AUGGAGCCCUCACUGGAGUCCUCCUCUCCUCUCCUGCUACAGAGUUUAUGGGACAGGAUAAGAGCACAAGAAGACUUUCUCCGCUCUCCCUUGUUCCCCGUCCUGUUCUCCCUGACACUCUAUCUGAGCUGCUGCCUGCCUUACCUGUGCCUGGACACCCUGUCCUCCAGAGUAGCCCUGGUGCACCACUACAAGAUCCAGCCACAGAGCAGGGUGACCUGGGCAAUGGCAUGGAGCUGCCUGGCUACCUCCCUGCACACCCACACUGUGUUCAUCUUCCCCCUCAGCGUUCUGCACUGGUACUGGAGACCAGUGGUCCUCCCUGCCCAAGCCCCUGGGGCUCUUCGUGUGGCCUGGGACGUGCUAGCCUGUCUCCUCCUCUUUGACCUGCAGUACUUUGUGUGGCACGUGUUGCACCACAAGGUGCCCUGGCUCUACCGGACUUUCCAUAAGGUGCACCACCGCUACACAGCCACCUUCGCCCUGACCACGGAGCACUCUGGGGUCUGGGAGACCCUGAGUCUGGGCUUGUUUGCGGCGGUGAACCCUGACCUGUUGGGCUGCCACCCGCUCACCAAGAUGCUCUUCUUCACCUUGAACAUCUGGCUGUCUGUGGAGGACCACUCAGGUUACGACCUGCCCUGUUCCCCUCACAGACUGGUACCCUUUGGGCUCUAUGGCGGAGCUCCGCACCACGACCUCCACCAUCUCAAGUUCAUGGUCAACUACGCACCCUACUUCACACACUGGGAUAGGCUGUUCGGCACACUGCUGCAUACAGACAAACCGGACACGUAUGAUGUAGAUGUGUUGGAUGCUUCAAAAAUAUGUGAUACAGCAUCAAGUGGUGUGACUGAUGUAAGCCAUGCACCAGUGUAUGAGGCUAAACAAAGCUGUGUGAAAGACUAUGAGGUACAGUUCUGCGGAAAAUGA
Messenger RNA from Coregonus clupeaformis (lake whitefish), 933 nucleotides. RefSeq names its product cholesterol 25-hydroxylase-like protein. Gene Ontology annotation, biological process: cholesterol metabolic process; sterol biosynthetic process. The coding region runs from base 1 to 933 and encodes 310 amino acids. Lineage: Eukaryota; Metazoa; Chordata; Actinopteri; Salmoniformes; Salmonidae. Gene Ontology annotation, molecular function: steroid hydroxylase activity; C-4 methylsterol oxidase activity; iron ion binding. The record is from RefSeq and is a predicted model, not a curated record. The transcript has a single exon.